UUUGUUUUAAGAAAGGUAGGUGAUAUCCCUUUGUUUUUGUUUGACUGAUUCACCUAUUACAGUUAGUGGCGUGAGGAAAUUUUUUUUUUUUUUUUUUAUUGUUCUUUUCCUCAUAUGACAAAUACAAACAUUCCUGAGCCGCUCCUAACUGCAUGGAAGCAACUGUAUGAAUCGCAAAAAUUAACAGAUGCUAGAGAGAAUAUAAAGAGACCUAAUGGGAACAACAGCAACAUAUUAGGUUCUUGUGUACAACAUGAUCUGGAUCAUUAGCUUCUUGGCUUUGGUGGCUUCCACUCUGGGAUGUGGGGUUCGUUACCCGUUGCGUUACCCGUUGCAUCACCCAGCAGCUGAAAUUGCCGAAAGAUCUAUAAGUGCUUUUGGGGAUCGGCUAGAAAAUCUGCUAAAAGAUCUGCCAGAAGAUCCAUCACCUCUACCAAGUAUUGUUAGGGGAAAUGAUGCAAAUAUCAUUUACUCUUGGCCCUGGCAGGUCUCUAUCCAGAGCUCAGAAGGUAAGCUCGUCUGUGGUGGUUCCCUAAUCAACGAAAACUGGAUCCUCACUGCUGCCCACUGUUCAGUUCAGCCUGGAAAUGACUAUGUGGUCCUUGGACAGUAUGACCGUGGUUCCAAUAAUGAAAAUAUUCAAGUCAAGGAAAUUGCCAAGGUCAUCACCCAUCCUGACUACAACAAACAGAUUAAGUUCAACAAUGAUGUUGCACUACUGAAAUUGUCCAGUCCAGCACAGAUGACGUCCCGUAUCGCUCCUAUAUGUCUGCCUAGCUCCUUAACCAGCAUCCGCCCUGGGACUCUUUGUGUCACCACUGGCUGGGGAGCAACUGAAACUAACCCAAAUCCUCGAAUUCUGCAGGAGGCCACUGUGCCGAUAGUGAGUCAAGCGCUGUGUAGGCAGCUUUGGGGUAGGAACAGAAUCACAAACGCCAUGAUCUGUGCUGGAGCCUCUGGAGCCUCGUCUUGUCAGGGUGAUUCUGGUGGUCCUCUGAUUUGUAAGAGUUCGGGUGUUUGGUACCAAGUGGGCAUCGUUUCCUGGGGCCACGAAUCCUGCAGCACUGACCGUCCAGCUGCCUACACCCGUGUCUCUUACUUUCGACAAUGGAUCAGUGAAAUCAUUACAUAAAACUAGAACACCAGCUUAAAUCUCAUGCCCUCACAGUCUCUGAUUCUUUUGUCUGAUUAUUCAUUCAUUAGUCCAGUGAUAAAACUGUGUCUUCAUAACACUGUUACGCUACUGCUUUGAAUACUGGAAAUAAAUCAUGACAUAAUGCCAACAGAGUUAUUAAAAGCACGUUAUAACUUUAUAUAUAUAUAUAUAUGUAUGUGUUUUCAUUUUUAUUAACUAUUGAUUAUGCUGAACUUAUG
This is a messenger RNA of Onychostoma macrolepis, 1374 nucleotides long. Its product is annotated as chymotrypsin-like protease CTRL-1. Gene Ontology annotation, biological process: proteolysis. NCBI's taxonomy places the organism in Eukaryota, Metazoa, Chordata, Actinopteri, Cypriniformes, Cyprinidae. Gene Ontology annotation, molecular function: serine-type endopeptidase activity. The coding region runs from base 254 to 1132 and encodes 292 amino acids. The record is from RefSeq and is a predicted model, not a curated record. The transcript is spliced from 7 exons.